This is a messenger RNA of Oppiella nova, 772 nucleotides long. NCBI's taxonomy places the organism in Eukaryota, Metazoa, Arthropoda, Arachnida, Sarcoptiformes, Oppiidae. The record is from the annotation of a GenBank genome assembly.
GUUAUAUUCUCGCAAAAUGUCUACCGAAGGAAAGACAAUUACCUGUCGAGCAGCCGUCCUAUGGAAAGAGGGCUCUCCGUUGACGGUGGAGACGAUAACCGUGGAUCCGCCGAAGAAGGGCGAAGUCCGCGUCCGAAUGGUAGCGGCGGGCGUUUGCGCGACGGACGCCCACUUCGUGUGGGGCUGGCCCACAGACCUGGCGCUCGACUUCGAGGGCCUGCCGGUGGUGUUGGGUCACGAGGGCGCCGGAGUGGUGGAGUCUGUGGGCGCGGGUGUGACGGCGGUGUCUGCGGGCGACAAAGUGGUGUUGAUGUGGAUGCCUGAGUGCGGUGUUUGCGACCUUUGCCGCAAUCCGAAGACCAACUUCUGCUCUGUUGGCAAUUUCUACACCACUUUAUAUCACGACAACCGCGAGACGCGAAUGAAAGUCAACGGAAAACCGUUACUCUCUUUGGCCGGAACGUCCACUUUCUCCGAGUACGCCGUCGUCCGCCAAUCACAAGUCGCCAAAGUGAACCCUUCGGCCGACCUCAAGACGGGCUGUAUCAUUGGGUGCGCUGUGGGCACCGGCUAUGGUAGUGCCACGAAUAUAGCGCGGGUGCAUAAGGGCGGGAAGUGUGCGGUCUGGGGAUUGGGAGCCAUCGGGUUGUCGGCUGUUAUCGGCUGUAAGGACUCUUCGGCCGACACUAUCGUCGGAAUCGAUAUCAACGGCGAGAAGGAAGCGAUCGCUCGACAGAUGGGUUGCAAUGAAUUCAUUAAUCCCAAGAGUUUG